UACCCAUUGCCCGAUUGCCCAUCCCUUGUGCUGUGUAUUAUGUCGUUAUAGACAAGGGAAGCAGUUGCAUUGGCACUUUAUCGCACCAUUAGACUUGUGGAGGUGCAGUUAACCACAGCUAUCUUGCCAUCCUUCUUGUACUUGCGUGUACUUCUGACCAGUAUACUUGAGUCUGCGCUCGAUCAUAGAUACGUACGUCGAUGCUUGCGUCUUCAUCUGGUCACGAAUAUAUCUAUCCAAUGAUUACAUGAAGUAGCAUACACCAUCUCACACUACUCAACAAUCCGAAUGCACAGAACAACUCACACAUAUGCACGCACAUCCGAACGAAUAUCCUAAAUCACGCCCGCAUAAUGCAACCAUGGCUGCCGCGCACAAGGUAAGCUCGCUAUUAGACUGGUGUGAGUCGUUGGAUGGACAAGUUCCUGCGCGUGUGGCAUUCAAAGCCAUUGCCCAGCAAGGGGUGGGUGGGGUGGCCCAGCAAGCCAUUGCGUCGACUGAUGUGGUGCUGGAGAUUCCUGUGGACUGUGUGAUUACGGCCAAUACAGCGAGGUCGGAUAAGGAGGUGGGGCUGGCUAUUCGAGCAGUGGAUAGGGUGCUGAGGAACAAACAGAUCAAAGCACGGACAAGACGAGAGGCGGACAAGAAAACUAAGAUCCUGUCACUGACAUGUGGGUACAGGAUAGCCAAGGGAGAGCAGGUGUGCAUAGACUAUGGACCGAAGGGGAACGGCGAUCUGUUGCUGCAUUUUGGCUUUGCUCUCGAGAACAAUAUCGCAGACAUCUAUACCUUGUACUACACCCACAAAGGCACGGGCCCUUCCGCGUCAAAUGAUACACCCGCAAAGGUAAGUAAAUUCCGACUCUUCCGGGGCGAUGUUCUUCCUUUGGAGCUGUUGAACGCCGCGCGUAUCACCGUCGCAGAUGAGAGGGAGCGCGAGACCUUGCGCAAGCGGAAGCGUGGCGUAGAAGUAGACUUUGCCUUGAUCGACAGUGUGUACGGAACAGAGGCAAGAGAGUUUAUUCAGCAGAAUGACUGGGGACAUGCCUACAAUUCGUUGAGUGACUCUCGGCCGACAGACGAUGAGGUGGCAGAGAGUGUCACGACCACGGACACGUGGGACGUAUACGAUGUGGGGGAGAUCAUUAGCCAAGCGAACGAGGAGAAAGCGCUGCUACACAUACAAGCGCUCCUGAAAACCGAACACGCACGACUGCCUACCAGACGCCCUAUCGGCCGAUCAAUCAACAUCCCAAACGCAUACAGCUACGAUACUAUGGAGGACCCGAGAACUGUAGAUACAGAAACACACCAUAUGGACGCUCGGGAGGCGUCUGUGAGCUGGGAGGAUGCGGCAUAUUGCACUAGUGUGUAUAUAGAGGGGCUGCACUGUAUUCUGGACGAUGUCCAGCGGAAUGUGCAGAGGCUGAUGACUCACCUGCGGUCGGAUUGACCAGAUGAACGCGGAAUAGACAUAUAACGACUUUGGAAGAAGAAAAAAUACACGGGUACAUGGUGGAAUCAUCUACCUACGGUUCAUGCGCCUUUUAAGAGUAAAAGGAGGGCGAAAUAAACGCAUCCGUAGUGUGAUUUAACAUUUUAUAAUGUGUUUUAGGCUUGUAUGAUCGGCACGUUCAAACCGAAGCAAUUUCCCAACACCCCGUACAACGUACUACUACAAAAUUUAACACCAGUCAACAGACCGCCGAUAAACAAGUGCAGCCCCAAUACAACCGCGUUUGUACAGUGCACGAUUUGUCAAAGCUACCAAGCCGUCCUAAGCCUGUCUAUCACUCUGUACUCUGCCAUCCUACCCUUGACUAUCCUACAUACACAUAUCCAUCCACACCAACUGUGGACCAGAUUCAAAACACCUCCUGACAGCCGAUGAUAGCCUUGAGUGAGAACAACAUCUGACAACACCGCGCGAAUAAAGCAGACUCCUAUGCAGCCCUUGUCACCAUAACCCAUCCAGUAUACUUCUUCGGCCAGAAAUUGUCCCCAAGUCAACAGUUGGUGAAGCCAAGGGCAAUAGCUCUUACUACGACAUACAGGCGUAUGGGUGCUCUUAUUUCAUUCAAACCAUCGAACCGAACCGAGGUCACUAUACAAAUUCAUAGACAACUACAUGGUAUCGUAUCCUCGCCGAUUCAAAGCAAGACGUAAUCGUUGCUUGAAUCGAGUUUCAAUGUACUCAGUUUGGCUGCCGUAUUCGCAUCUAUCUUCAAAUAUCGGAUACGCCACUUAUAUUGCACCACUGAACCCGGGCAUCCCGGACCAUACAACCUUACAUGCGACCGUACACCUUUUCCGAGCCUUUGUGCUAAAACAGUAGAACUCGCCAUACUCGCAGCUAUUCUCCAACUUCGCAUACAGCUGUUCUCAGCAAGUCGCAACAAUCACUCACAAUCCCGUAAAUCAGCCGCACCCCAGAGCAUCUCAAGCUCUCAUCGUCGCAUACUGAUACUAUUGAAUACCCAUGCAUACAUCUCUCGUGUAUGUAUUGUGUUUCCCGGCACAUCGUGCCGCUUAGUCCUGUUUCACCUUAAAAAAUAGUUGAUCCGACGGCCUGCGUGUGUCGAUUGCUCGAUCCCUUCGCAUUCAUCGUACUGUCCCUCGGGCCUGGCGUCGGCACUCAUACCACUAAACUCGACACUUCGCUCUAUAAACCUGCAACAAACAAACAAACAAAAAAACCCUUCCUCGACCUAUCCAAGCGCACCUCAACUGUCAUCUCACCUUCAUUUACAUAUUCUUACUUUGUUGCUCAGCCAACUCCUGCUUCUCGUAGACACUCAAACGCGUGGUAGCACUGGCAGGGCCCACGCUUUCCUCUAACUUCAUACCCAUAUACCCCACUGCGGCGGCCAAGGGAAAGACCACUAUGGCCACAGCUUGUCUUGCAUUGUUGCCCCCUAUAGCUCGUAAAACGUUGGCCCACAUUGCGUUGUCUUAUGUGACUGACUGAU
Sphaeroforma arctica JP610 is the source of this 2969-nucleotide messenger RNA. RefSeq lists its product as hypothetical. The transcript is spliced from 6 exons. NCBI's taxonomy places the organism in Eukaryota, Ichthyosporea, Ichthyophonida. The record is from RefSeq and is a predicted model, not a curated record. The coding region runs from base 311 to 1453 and encodes 380 amino acids.